Messenger RNA from Cotesia glomerata, 1604 nucleotides. RefSeq lists its product as uncharacterized. Lineage: Eukaryota; Metazoa; Arthropoda; Insecta; Hymenoptera; Braconidae. The transcript is spliced from 4 exons. The record is from RefSeq and is a predicted model, not a curated record. Bases 260 to 1171 code for a protein of 303 amino acids.
CAUCUGACCGCUGGGAAGACACCAGUGCCAAACUUGACAUCUAGCUUCUGGAUCUGCGUAAUAACCUGGCAAUUUCCCCCCGCAGUUGAACCCCAGGCCCGGGGGCACUGAGUUGUAAACGGGGUAGUCGAUUCCAGUUUCAGAUCAUUUUAGACAGUCAAUAACAAUAACGACAUGAAUUAUUGUUGCUACAUUGGGACAAUACAAUGAAAAAGUCUUUUCCGGAUUUAAAUUUAUGUUGUAUUAGGUGAUACGGAAGAUGAGCGGCGAGGAGUUUGGGUACACCAGAAGGGACCCGCGAGUACUCAGACGGGCCUGCGAACACCCUAUGCCCCUAAAACUCGGAACUGAGCCAGAAGGCGUGUCAGGACGAAGCGCAGGAGGUUUUUCUGGAGUAGGAGUUAUACCGGAAACCGGAAGUGCCCAAGCUAACGUACAACAACGUCCAGCUCCGGAGGCCUCAGUCAUUCGGGACACUUCAAACUCACCAAACGUUGUUCAGUAUCACUACAAGUCUCCUCAGUCUAAUCGAAAAGAAGAAAUGAGAACAGAACACCUGACACCUCUAUCUUCGCAAGACAGAAGUCUAAUUACAGGGUUAUCAAACCUGUCAGUGGACAAAAAUGUGUUCGAGAAUUCAGAAGAUCUACCACAAGUGUUCCAAGUAAAAUACCUGGGCUCUGAAGACGCACGUGGUCUCUGGGGAAUAAAACACACGCGAAAGCCAGUUGAUAACAUGGUAGACUUAGCGAAGUCAUUACCGACAGGCUCGCUCCCGCUGAUGAAACUGAUCGUCUCGACGGAAGGUGUGACUCUUGUUCCCUACGCAAGAAAGGCAGAAGGCACCAACAUUAUCCGCAAAAUUUACCCCAUCGAGACAAUAUCCUACGGCGUGCAAGACCUAGUGUACACGCGCGUCUUCUCGAUGAUAAUUGUCCGUGACUCGGGAAAUUUUCGCAAAAUUUCCCCCUUCGAGUGCCACGGGUUCGUGUGUGAGUCUAAAUACCACGCUCGGCAGAUGACUUACGCUUUGGCAACAGCCUUCCAAAUUUAUUCCCACGCCAUCAAGGCACUCAAAGACGGGAAAGUUCCUUCGGUUAAGAAAUUCGCAAUUGAUCUUCGGACUCCUGAGGAAAUCGAGACCGAGCUAACUCGUGACUCCGAAGCGUAAUUAUUUUUUUUUUUUUAUUUUAAAUACGUUUUGUUUGUUUGUAUAUAUAAGAGUAUAACGAUUGUUGAUAAAUUUGUUGUUUUCGAUACAUAUUUUAUAUCAAGACGCCACGCCUGUCUUUGAGUAUGGCUAGUUGUCCAAAGAUUCCGAUUUUUUAAAGAAUUGUGCUCUUCAGCACUCUAAAUUUCUUUUUUUUUUAUUUAAAUUAAUCAUUUUUUUUUAUAAUUUAAGUCGCUUUUAAGCAGACCAAUAUCAAUUACAUAUCGCUUGUACAUAAAAUAUUUAUAAUAUUAAGUUGUACGUGGGUAUUUAUUAUUUUUAUGGAUUAGAAACACGGUAGUGUCUUGCACUCAAUAGUUAAUUAAGAAAUGACCUUGUAUCUUGUGAAAUAUUGACAUUUUUAAAGAUAUAAGCUCAUCCUGAUGUUACACUU